This is a messenger RNA of Schistosoma margrebowiei, 3010 nucleotides long. The record is from the annotation of a GenBank genome assembly. NCBI's taxonomy places the organism in Eukaryota, Metazoa, Platyhelminthes, Trematoda, Strigeidida, Schistosomatidae.
CAUAAAACUUGUCACCACUAUUAUCAUAAUGGUUAUGAUGAUGAUGAAGAUCUGAAUGAUUUUAGCUAUACUAAUACUGAUAAUCAAUUAAUCUAAUUGACGGAAACAUUUCAAAAGUAAUUGUAUCUUGACGUGGAACAUUUACUAAACAUUAAUUCAAGAUACUUUAUUUACUUCAAAGCAAUAUUGUUCAUUGUUAAUUACUAUCAUUAUUAUUAUUAUUAUUAUUAACAAUCAUUAUGGCUUAUUCAGGUUAUUCAACAGAUAAUUCUGAUACAGAUCAAACUAAUUCAUAUCCACUUAAAGAAAAAUCAAAAUUGAAAAAACGUAUUCGACGAAAUCAUCAUCGUAAACGUUUUGGACGAAUGGCUAAAUCAUGGAAAUUUAUAAAAUUGCGAAAAUUAUGGGAAAGAGAUAUGGCUAAACAAAGAAGUAUAUCAGCACCUUUUGUUCCAAUUAAAGCCAAUAAUAAAUGUGAAUCUAUGACAGCCAGUUUACUUUUCAUGUUUGCUAUAACACAGUGUAUAUUUGGAUUUGUAUUACCGAUAUGUGAUUCAUUUGGUAUGAAAGGAUCUAAACUUUAUUAUGAAGCAGGUCAUAAGUAUUAUUUGGAAAUAUUUCUAAUUUCUCAAUAUUGUGGAGCAUUACUUGUAUUAGCUUAUUUACAAUAUUUAAUUUAUAGUGGAACUAAAAAACAGUUAAAACAAGCCCUUAUUCAUGAAAUUUAUAAAUCUAAAACUGGUCGUCAAUUAGUUGAUGAUAAACAUAUGAUAAUUAAUGAACAUCAUGAAUUGAGUGAACCAAAUAUAUUGAUAAAAUCAGAUUAUACAAAUAAUUCUUCACCAGUUAGUCCAAUUGAUAAACCAUCUGAUAUUGAAUCAACAACAAGUGAACGACAACUGACACGAUUAAUUCAUCUUUACAAUGAUAAUAAUAAUAAUCAAGAGAAACCUUAUAUAUCGAUACAUCCGGAAGGAAUGAAUUUAUAUAUGCGACUUGGAGCAGUUGGUUUCGGUUUAGGAGUAAUGAUUCAUGAUGGUUUCAAUUUGUCUUCAGUAUGGGAAGUCAGUGAUUCAGUAUGUCACAGUAAACUUUGGAUACCAAAACAUAUAAUAAGAAUAGUUUGGGUACUUUGGCAAACAUAUUUUGUGUUCAAAUAUCAUAGAGUUAUAUUACACCGUCAUCGAGUAACAGUACGUUUGUCUUGUAUACAUUUGGCUACAAUAAAUUUUUGUCAUUGGCUUAAAGUUGUAGUUAGUGAAGUGGCGUUAAGUUUAAAAACACCAGUUUCUCAUUCAUCAACAGUUCAUUCACAUCAUAUUUCAAAUCUUCUCAUUGAAAAUCAUAAUAUGACUCAUAUUGCAUUGAAUCCUUACAAUGGAAAUUAUACUCAAAAUAGUCACUAUACUAAAGGUGAUACAUUGACCGGAACAAUAAAUCAACAUAACAAUAAUAAUAUGUCUAAACUAUGCCUUGGUUAUUUAGGUGUAACACUUGAUCCAUUUUUAUUUCCAUUAGCUAUUGAAUAUAGUUUAAUAACUGGAUCAUUCUUUUAUAAAAUGUUACAACGUUUAGAUCAAACAUUUCCAAAAUCAUUUAAUCAUACAUCAAAUGGUAGUGAUUGUCUUGUAUUGAAUUCAUCAAGUUUAUAUAGUCCAUCACCAGCAUCAAUUUCUAAUAGUAUAAAUAAAAGUGAAUUUGAUAAAUUCUUUGAUGAUGAUAUCUCAGAACAACAACAACAACAACAAUAUCAUCCAGAAUGUACAAAACACAUGUCAUAUAGACCAGUAAUGGGAUGUAAGGUAUUUCUUCCACUAUUGAAAAGGAAUAAAUUACCAAUAUUAAAUGAAGAUUACACAGCAUCUAUAGUUGAAAACAAUAAAGAAAUAUCUGAUAAUGAUAAUAAUGAUAAUGAAUAUGAAAAAUCAUUCAAAUUUAAUACAGAAUAUCAAUGUCAUCGUUCACAUAGUGGUUUAUUUUUAGGUAUAAUGUUAUUAAUUGGUAGUAUUAUAUGUAUGGUAUUAUUUAUAAUACAUGGACGUAAUGGUUAUAAACAAUAUACUAUAUAUAUCUAUCAAAAAUCUAAAUUAACAUUAUCAAUAAUAAGUUUAUUAGCAUGUAUUCUAGCAAUUAAACAAACAAAUCAAUUAAAAUUUCAUCGUUUAAAACAUGGUGAAAAUUUUGAAUAUAAUUUAUUAACUAUUGGUUUAAUUGGUUGUAUCAUUUAUCAUAUGUUUUUAUUUAUACCAGCUAUAGAAACAAUCAUACAUAUUAUGUUAUUUCAUUCAAAUAAUAUAAAAGAAUAUUAUAUUUUAUAUAUAACAAAUGAUCAUAUAAAAUAUACAGCUAUAUUAUAUUGUAUUAAAUGUAUUUUAGAAAUAUGUCAAGCAUUAAUACAAUUUUUUUUUAUUGUUGAAACAUCAAGACGUAAAGUAUGUUGUAUUAAUCAAUCAAGAAUAAAACCAGGUCGUUCUAUUAUUGUAUUUUUAUUAAUAUGUAAUUUAGCAUUAUGGUUAAUUAAUACAUUUGAAGUAAGAAGUGCUGAAAUACAAUUACCGUUAUAUAGACAUUAUUUUGGUAUACGUACAUGGUCUAUUAUUACAUAUUGUUUUAUACCAUUAAUUAUAUUUUUUCGUUUUCAUUCAACUGUAUGCUUAGCUGAAUUAUGGACAAAAUUAUAUAAAUUAAAAUAAAUUGAUUAUAUUCCCUCGCUCUCUCUCUUUCUCUUUCUUUCUCUUGUUUUAUCUCUAUUUGUCCAUCUCUCUUUUACACACACACACACUUACACACACAGAGUUCAGUUUGCUUGAUUCAAUCAAAAAAAAAUGUAAUUGUUCGUGUUCACAUGUAUCUAGAAAUGUAAUUCGGAUACAUUUUAUGAAUUAUAUAGAUAUAUAAAUGAAAAUAAAACAUCGUUAUUCAUUGUUCAAUUAAUUGUUUAUUAAUAACAGUGAUAAGUGGGAUAUGAAACCGACCACAAGAAAAUUUAUUUAUAACGAAAACUCGAAUU